Molecule: messenger RNA, 1722 nt
Organism: Anoplopoma fimbria (sablefish)
Lineage: Eukaryota; Metazoa; Chordata; Actinopteri; Perciformes; Anoplopomatidae
Gene: aph1b
Product: APH1B gamma secretase subunit
Exons: 6
Coding region: 198-974 (258 amino acids)
Biological process (GO): positive regulation of catalytic activity; protein processing; Notch receptor processing
Cellular component (GO): endoplasmic reticulum; gamma-secretase complex; membrane
Molecular function (GO): protein-macromolecule adaptor activity
Source: RefSeq, a predicted model, not a curated record
GUUCUCGGUCAUGUGACGUCAGGAAGUAGAAUGAAGCGUUGAUAGAAAACAAACAGCAGCAGCAGAACCACAACUAAACUAUUAAACACUCACGUUUGUGUCUCACCCUUUAAGGGACAACACGACGCCUCGCUGCGGCCCUCUCGGCCCUCUCGGUGCUCUCGGUGCUCUCGGUGCUCGUUCCCCCGGACAGAGACAUGACGGCGGCGGUGUUCUUCGGCUGCACCUUCAUCGCCUUCGGGCCGGCCGUCGCCUUGUUCCUGUUCACCAUCGCACGGGAGCCGCUGAGGGUCAUCUUCCUCAUCGCGGGAGCGUUCUUCUGGCUGGUGUCUCUGCUGCUGGCCUCUCUGGUUUGGUUCAUCUCCGUUCAGAUCAGCAAUAAGGACAGCGCCGCCCAGCAGAAAGGUCUCCUCAUCUUCGGCGUGGUUCUGUCCGUCCUGCUGCAGGAAACAUUCCGCUUCGCCUACUACAAGCUGCUGAAGAAAGCGAAUGAAGGCCUCCUCACCCUCAGUCAGGAGGAGACCAUGCCCAUCUCCAUACGGCAGCUGGCCUACGUGUCGGGGCUCGGCUUCGGCUUCAUGAGCGGAGCGUUCUCGGUGGUGAACAUCCUGGCGGACUCUGUGGGGCCGGGGACCGUCGGGAUCCACGGAGACUCUCAGCACUACUUCCUGUCCUCAGCCUUCAUGACGCUGGCCAUCAUCCUGCUUCACAUGUUCUGGGGCGUCGUCUUCUUUGACGGCUGUGAGAAGCGGCGCUGGUGGGCCGUGGCUGCUGUCGUCAUCAGCCACCUCAUCGUGUCCUGUCUGACCUUCCAGAACCCCGAGUACGUGGGCAGCCUGGUUCCCACCUACAUCAUCCUGUUCGUGAUGGGCGUCUGGGCCUUUUACUCCGCCGGCGGCUCCCUGAGGAACCUCAAACUCUGCCUCACCUGCAAAGACAAGGACUUCCUGCUCGCCAACCACCGGCCCAGAUAACGCAGCAGCAUAAUGCAGGACUCUCUAUCCAAAGAUCGCCGAGUUCACACACACACACACACACACACACACACACACACACACACACACACACACACACACACACACACACACACACACACAGCAAAGGAGCAGUGUUAACCUUCUGCUCAUCUGCUGUUUAAACUUAAACAUAUCUCAACAUCAAUUUAAAUCUAAAAACACAAAAGUAAAAGCAGUGGAAGUUCCUCCAAGGAAAGCCACAAAAAGAUGAUUUUUGUUUUUGUAUUGUGAGGUUUAAUUAAAAAACACAAUAUUCACGUCUGACUGAUAAUGUUUGUCGCCUGAUGCUCUAAAAAAAAAAACCAACAUAAAGGUGUUUUAAAUUUGGCGGCACUCUUCUGACAUUCUGUAAAUAUUCUUCAACUCCUUCUGUCAGCUUUCUUUCUUUUCUAGUGUCAAAACCUUCAAUUAUGAACAAAAAUCUUUGUGUACAUAUUCAUGAUUUUUAAACUCCUGAUGUGUAGAUAGAUUAAAACGUGUCUUUAGUCUGUUUAAGAACUUGCCUUUUGAUUUGAAAUGAGUUUCAGAAGCUGAGACGAGAAACAAACUGUUGUUUAUUUGUUUUAUCACAGUUAUCUUUAACUCUUUCAGAUAUAGAAAUAGUCAUUAUGACUUUCUCUAGUUGUUUUUUGAUUCCAUGCUUGAAAAGGAUUUGCUGAUUGUGAAAUUCUGAGCCAAUUCAACGUUAAAGAUGACAAUUUCACGA